Penicillium chermesinum is the source of this 585-nucleotide messenger RNA. RefSeq lists its product as uncharacterized. The transcript is spliced from 3 exons. NCBI's taxonomy places the organism in Eukaryota, Fungi, Ascomycota, Eurotiomycetes, Eurotiales, Aspergillaceae. Bases 1 to 585 code for a protein of 194 amino acids. The record is from RefSeq and is a predicted model, not a curated record.
AUGCGUGUCUCUGGCAGUGGUGCUCUUGCCUUGCUCUUUGCUCCGGGCUAUGUUCUGAGUGCAGGCUUCUGUGAUAACAUCCAGCCAUGCGUGCCAACCAAAUGGGUCACUGAUAUGGGAACAUUUGAUUGUACCAUUGGUGAUGGCCAGUAUGAUUGCAAGACUGUCCCUGGAACCGUCCCUCCUCACUUGAAGCCUGGAGCAUCCAGGGAUGGGGACAAGGGCAACCAAAAGCCCCCGUCCACGGGUAGCUAUGACAGUCCCUGCAAUGGCGGCAAAUGGAAAGGGCUUUGUCUUAAAGGCUGCCAUGAAUCUCUUCUAAACAUUGAUGGGAUCGAAUACGAGCGACGUUGCUACCAGUCGAUGACGGGUGUAACGCACACGACGGUCGCCGGGUACUCGUCCCCAGCACAAUGUUUGCAGAAGGAGUGCACAGGAGACGAUAAUUGCUUGGGCAUUGAAUGGGCUUACAAUGUGGACAAUCCACCUUGCUGGGUUGCUAGGCGCGCGGGUCCGACAUAUAAACCCGAGACCCGUGACUAUAACACAUACCACGCACUUGUCAAGAAGGGAGAAGUUGCUUGA